AACCUGUGUGUGCGCUGCUUCUGUUGUCUUCUGGAGGAAAAACAGAAAGAAAAUUGCAGCUUUGUGCUCAUUCCUGUCGGAGUAGAAUUAAUCAAGAGGAUGCGGAAUAUUAAGUCUAAUAUAAUCUUCACCACUGGGCUGAUAAUGGGAUUCCUCUCCCUUCGCUGUAUGCUGGACUCGAACCUUUCCACAGGACUUUUUUUUAGGGACGCCAGACAUGGAGGCAAACGCGGUUUACAGCAUGCACACCCAGGUGAGAACAGCACUGGAGCUAGUUCCUCUAAGACGAUUCGGAUCUUGUGUUGGAUCAUGACGGCGCCCAUGAACAUGGAAUCCCGCACCAAGCACAUCAAGGAAACAUGGGCCAAGCGCUGCAACGUAGUGCUGUACAUGAGCUCAGUCAAGACUGACUUCCCCACUGUGGAGUUAAAUGUGAGUGAGGGGAGGGACAACCUUUACUGGAAGACCAUCCGAGCCUUUCAGUACAUCUACCAGCACCACCUGGAUGAAGCAGACUGGUUCCUAAAGGCAGACGAUGACACGUUUGUGGUCAUAGAGAAUCUUCGCUACAUCUUGUCCAAAUAUGAUACAGAGAAGCCUUUGUACCUGGGCAGAAGGUUUGCCCCUUUUAUCAGUCAAGGCUACAUGAGUGGAGGAGCAGGUUAUGUUCUCAGUAAGGAAGCACUAAGAAGAUUUAUCAAAGGGUUUGACACCGGAGAAUGCACCCACUUCUCUGACAUUGAGGACAUGGCUCUGGGGAAAUGUAUGGAGACAAUGAAAGUGGAACCAGCAGACUCCAGAGAUGUUAAAGGGAGACAAACAUUUCACCCUUUCCCUCCAAACCGUUACCUAGCCAGACAGUUCCCAAGGCCACGACCUUGGUUUCUGCUUUAUGAGCACUACACUCCAGCAGAGGGUCCAGACUGCUGCUCAGAUUUUGUUGUGUCCUUUCACUACAUAUAUGCUGUCCAGCUGUAUGCUUUGGAGUACCUGACGUACCAUCUGCGGCCAUAUGGAUACAAAUAUAGAUUUGAUCCAGAUGAAAAAAUAGCAUUUAAUACCACAACUAAAUCUAUGUAAAGUGUUUGUGUCUGCACUACAACCUCUGCAUUAAUUGGAGGAGAGGUCGAGGGUAUCCACAGGUUUCAAAGCCAAGCUUAACUUAUUUACAAUAUUAUAUUUAAUCUUUAUAUAAAAAUCUUUGAUGUAAGGCUUUUCAGGGGUAAAGACCUGGCAACACCCUCCGCCUGUUCAGGUAUUCUUGCCAAGGUCUGAUUUCAACUGUGAAAACUGUGUUCAUGUUGUUUGGGGGUGUGAGUGUUUACUAAUCUGUCUCAUUGUGUGUAAUAAGAAAAGAAACAAAUUUUAAGAUGGUGCAGACCCUCAA
This is a messenger RNA of Thunnus maccoyii (southern bluefin tuna), 1387 nucleotides long. RefSeq names its product glycoprotein-N-acetylgalactosamine 3-beta-galactosyltransferase 1-like. The record is from RefSeq and is a predicted model, not a curated record. Lineage: Eukaryota; Metazoa; Chordata; Actinopteri; Scombriformes; Scombridae. Gene Ontology annotation, molecular function: N-acetylgalactosaminide beta-1,3-galactosyltransferase activity. The transcript is spliced from 4 exons. Gene Ontology annotation, cellular component: membrane. Bases 100 to 1080 code for a protein of 326 amino acids.